Aspergillus wentii DTO 134E9 is the source of this 278-nucleotide messenger RNA. RefSeq lists its product as uncharacterized. The record is from RefSeq and is a predicted model, not a curated record. Bases 6 to 185 code for a protein of 59 amino acids. NCBI's taxonomy places the organism in Eukaryota, Fungi, Ascomycota, Eurotiomycetes, Eurotiales, Aspergillaceae. The transcript has a single exon.
GGUAGAUGGAGACGUUAAACUUUCAGCAGAAGAAGUUCGACUUUGACGGGGUAGAUCCGGAGCUGGGGAUGCAUCUGCUGUCACUGCAUUGGAACCGGCAGCACCAUGCUUUCCUAAUCAUCUAUCAUCUGGCUUUUAUGCGAGACAUGGCUAGUUACUUCCCACGGAUGCGCGACCGGCUGUGAAUGGUCCGUGGAAACUCUACAUAGGAGUUUCAAGAUGAAGGGAUAUUGCUUGUUGCUUCGUCCUUUGCACUAGCGAAAAUAUAUCCUGGUAUG